AUGGCAGACGACAGCAUAUAUAUCAACCGCCCAACGGCGAAAGCAUACGACGUCCCAUACGAACCGCCACCGCCGGGUGCAAACCCAGUGCUGCGAGGUCUGCCUCUUUCAAUCGCCGCCACGAUCAUCUCAAAGACGCCUUUUCUCCAACGGUUCCUCUGGUCCAACGCUGGCUUUGGAAAAGUGCACGACAUCCCGGAACUGGAGCAUAUAGAACCUCGCUACGACCCGACUGUGAUCAAGACCAGCCGCAGUAACAUCACUGGGACCGUUCGGUCCAAUGAUGAAUUCCUCGCAUCGCUCUCUGCGGAAGACUGGUCAUCGAAGCGACCAUUUAAGUCGGUGUACUUCUCUUCCCUGGACUACCAUGAAGCCUACAAAUCUGGACGUCUCACGCCGACACAGGUCGUCGAGACGCUUUUGCCGCUGAUUAGGAGAGAUGUCGAGGGCGCGGAGCACUCGGUAGCUUUCCUCUCGGUGAAGGCGGAUCUGGUCAAGAAAGCGGCAGAGGAGAGCACAGAGCGAUAUCGAGCUGGCAAAUGGCGAAGUCCUAUUGACGGUAUACCCAUGGCUGUCAAAGACGAAGAAGACCUAACCGCCCACCCCAAAUCCCUCGGCUCCCGCCUCUCCUACACCCACCCCUCGGACGCCACCUCCCACGCCGUCCGCCUCUGGCUCUCCGCCGGCGCCCUCUGCCUAGGCAAAACCACCAUGCACGAACUCGGCCUCGACACCACCAACUGCAACCCCGUCCACGGCACCCCGCGCAACCCGCACAACCCGCACUACUACUGCGGCGGCAGCUCAGGCGGCAGCGCGUACGCUGUGGCGUCCGGGAUCGUGCCGCUGGCGAUGGGCAAUGAUGGGGGCGGGAGCGUGAGGAUCCCCGCGGCGUUCUGUGGGGUGUACGGGUUGAAGACGAGUCAGGGAAGGGUGGGGAUUGGGCCGACGGCGAAUUUGGCGCGGAGUAAUGGGGUCGCGGGGCCGAUUGGGGGGUGUAUGGUGGAUGUGGAGUUGGGGUAUAGGGUUAUGGCGCAGCCUGAUCCCAACGAUUCGAUGUCUGCGAUGUGGACGCCGCCAGCACCUACCCCUAUGAGCGCCGAUGGCAACAAGAAAGUCCUAGGCAUAUUCCGCCCCUGGUUCGACCGCGCCGACCCUGAAGUCCACUCCCUCUGCACCACCGCCCUGGAACAUCUCACCAAAACCCUAGACUACGAAUUCAUCGAAAUCACCCUCCCCCACCUCCCGCACGGCCAACUCGCCCACGCCCUCACGAUCCUCUCCGAAAUCGCCACCGGGGUCCCGCGCUCCACACUCCCUUCCCUCACAGCGCCGAAUAAAAUCCUGUUGUCGUUGGGGCACACGACGCCGGGAGUGAGUUUCUUGCAGGCGCAGCGGUUGAGGGAGGUGAUUAUGCGGCAUUUGAGCGCUUUGUGGGAGGAGCAUCCGGGGAUGAUUUUGAUUACGCCGACGACGCCGAAUGCGGGUUGGAGGAUUAAUGAGGCGGAUCUUGGGUAUGGGUGUUCGGAUGGGGAUAAGAGUAUACGCAACAUGGAAUACGCCUGGUUAGCGAACUUCUCCGGCUGUCCGAGUAUCAGCGUUCCUGUGGGGACGGUGGAGGCGGAAGGGGGAGCGGUGCCGGUGGGUUUGAUGGGUAUGGGGGAGUGGGGGGAUGAGGAGGGACUGAUAGGAUGGGGUUAUGAGAUGGAGAGGUAUAUUAACGAGGUCAAGGAGGGUGGGAGGGCGAAGCCGGGGAAUUUUGUGGACGCGGUGUGGGCGGAGACGGUGGGAUAG
Saxophila tyrrhenica is the source of this 1794-nucleotide messenger RNA. RefSeq lists its product as uncharacterized. Gene Ontology annotation, molecular function: catalytic activity. The transcript has 4 exons. Bases 1 to 1794 code for a protein of 597 amino acids. The record is from RefSeq and is a predicted model, not a curated record. Lineage: Eukaryota; Fungi; Ascomycota; Dothideomycetes; Mycosphaerellales; Extremaceae.